This is a messenger RNA of Aspergillus homomorphus CBS 101889, 1115 nucleotides long. RefSeq lists its product as uncharacterized. The annotation marks the transcript as partial. The transcript has a single exon. Lineage: Eukaryota; Fungi; Ascomycota; Eurotiomycetes; Eurotiales; Aspergillaceae. The record is from RefSeq and is a predicted model, not a curated record.
GAUCUAUCUACAGAAGCAUUAUCAUAUCUACUCCACCGCCAACACAUCGUCCACCAUCCGCAUCGAUGCCCCGAGGUAAUUCACAGGGUCACACAGCUGGCGCAGGCGCUCCUCCGUCAGCUUGGAGGUGACCCUCUGGCUUCUGCAGCAAGCACUGUAAAAGCGUCUGCUGCGUCUCGAUACUCUCGCGACACGCCUCGUAGACAACGUCAGGGCUUUCUGACGGCCGACCUGCGGCGCCAGGCCCAUCAUCACCGCCUCAGCCACGAUCAACCCUUUAGUGGAGUGCAGAUUGGCCAUCAUCUGCUUGCUAUGCACACACAGCCCGGACAGCGCGAACCGCGUCUGCGCCAGCGCGCCAACCGCAAUGACAAAGCUCUCCGGCACCGCCACCCACUCCAGAUGCCGGGGGCCGGAGGCGCGCUCGAAGUCCGCCACCAAGCCAGCGAGAACCAGACCCGCAUUCGAGCGGAGGAUCUUCGACGCAUCCAAGAUCACCUCGCUGGAUAUGGGGUUGCGUUUCUGCGGCAUGGUGGACGAAGCGCCGCGGUGCGGGACGAAGGGCUCGGAGACCUCGCACAGCUCAUUCGACGACAUGAGGAUGAUAUCGAGGGCCAACUUACCCAUCGACCCGCCCAUCAGCGCCAGGAAGUUGACGAUCUCCGCUACCCCGUCGCGCGCCACAUGCCAUGUGAUCGGCGGGUUCUCGAGCCCCAGCUCCUCGGCCAGGCUGGGAAUCUCCAAGCAUCUAUUGCGGGGAUGCGGAGAACAUUAGAGUUCCCCUGGCGACCCAGCAACUUGUCGUCAUUGUGUGGGGCCGGACAGUUAUAUGCACUUACGCGUACUUCAAGUAGUAAGAUCUCCAGGCUGUAGUCACAUGAUUCCCGAUGAGGGCGUUCUUGAUAUGACCAACAGUAACUGGAUGGUCGCAUAUGCGAGACAGCGCGCGGAGGUGAGACGGAGCAGGAACGAACUGAUCACCUCUUAUGUUACAAAUAUAUACCACUUAAGGAUGUGAUGAUUGUGGUGGGGCGGUUUCCCCAGACGGAGGCCAAUCGGCUAUAGGUUCAGCCGAUUGUCUCCUCCUGUGCUUGGGGUAACUACUGGUAAGCUUC